Messenger RNA from Rhinocladiella mackenziei CBS 650.93, 1689 nucleotides. RefSeq lists its product as uncharacterized. Lineage: Eukaryota; Fungi; Ascomycota; Eurotiomycetes; Chaetothyriales; Herpotrichiellaceae. The transcript is spliced from 2 exons. The record is from RefSeq and is a predicted model, not a curated record. The coding region runs from base 1 to 1689 and encodes 562 amino acids.
AUGGCUCAUGGCGUGCCGCGAGAAUUCGACACGGUCAUUGUUGGGAACGGCCCCUCGGCUCUGAUCUUGUCCUAUAUUCUUCAUGGCAAUCUGCCUUAUUACGACGAGUCCCGUCCUCAUCCCGAUCCCAUCUUACAUGAAAAACUCCUCCGGUCGAACAAGGAUUUGCUGAAUCUUGACAUUGACGGAUUAACCGAGCAUUUCGCGGCCUCGAGGUUCUCCUACUCGACACAAGCACUCCCCGUUAAUGUCCUCUGGGACACCUUGGUGAGACCGCAGGGCGAGACCGACGAUGCGCAGAAGACAUGCAUCAAAUGGCACCAUGAUCCUUCACGAGCCGUGUCACAUCUUGUCAUGGGAAAUACGAUCAGAGCGGGAGGGCAAUGGGUUGACAAUCCGGCCCCUGCCAGUUGGGACAUUGGCACCUUGAGCUAUGCGGGCAUGAUAUCGCUUCCUGGUUACGGGUUUGACGAACACUAUCAAAGGCGCUAUGGACAACCUAUGCCCAUUUACCUGCGGCCUUCGAGACAAGCCGUGGCCGAAUAUCUAGCCACGUACCCUGACCAGGCAGGAAUCGCCGAAUCGCUCCAAAACGGCCAACAGGUAACUGGGGUUUCUCGGUACCAGGACGGCUUUCAUAUCGCUUCACACAACAUCUUCUGCCGGAACCUGGUAUUGGCAUCGGGCAUCUUCAGCGACCUCAUCCCACCACCGCCAGUACUCACCCCUCUCCUCGGCCUCGCCGCGGUCCCCGCCCACCCGUCUGGAUAUUUCCCGGAGCCGCUCCUCGUCAUCGGCUCCGGCUUCAGUGCCGCGGACGUGAUUAUUUCGAGUCAUCCCCGCCAAAGAAUCAUCCAUGUCUACAGAUGGGCACCGUCAACGUCCCCGUCUCCGUUGCGAGCGUGUCACCAACAAGCAUACCCGGAAUACGCCGGGGUAUAUCGACGCAUGAAGCUCGCCGCUCUGUCAUCUCCAUCGUCUAAGGAAAGGCGGCCUAAAGUGCGGCAGACGCAGUCCGAAUUUGACCUCAGCCGCGACUGGAAGACGACAUACGAAGGCCUGCCGAAUGCCGAGAUCAUCCACGUCGAAUCUGCGCAUGACAGAACCGCACUUGUCACAUUCCGAACUGGCCAUGGUCUACCUUUUCAAUACCGAGUCGGCAGCUUCGCGUACGUCGUCGGACGACGAGGGUCCCUAAACUACCUGUCGUCGGAACUGGUCAAGGCGAUCCUCCCCAGCGAUGCCAAGGACGCCAGCACCAUGGUGUCAGGACAGACGCUGCGCGAAAAGGCAAACGAGGACCUUGAACUCGCGCCGCAUGUCUUCAUCAUCGGCAGUCUGACAGGCGACUCGUUGAUCCGCUUCGCGUACGGUGGCUGUGCAUAUGCUGCCGGCAAGAUCAUGCGGCGCUCGAUGGAGAGGAUCGGUAAAGUCGAGUUCAGCGGAGGAACAGACAAAGAUCCUUCUGGCAACAAUAAUGGCAACAUCAAUGGCAAUAGUAACGACAUCAUCGUCCCUUUGCGAGAAGGUCAAAAUCGGUGCCAGACACCGUCGCCACGGAUCCCCGCCAUGAACGGCCUCGAUGGCCACGAGGCAAGUCCCGUCAGCUUGGUAGAGAGUGGUAUGCCAUUGGACAGACGACAGACGGAAGGAGGUACCCUAGUCUCAACUGAAAUGGUCCCGGCUUAA